Molecule: messenger RNA, 1099 nt
Organism: Cucurbita maxima (winter squash)
Lineage: Eukaryota; Viridiplantae; Streptophyta; Magnoliopsida; Cucurbitales; Cucurbitaceae
Product: protein DCL homolog, chloroplastic-like
Exons: 3
Coding region: 196-876 (226 amino acids)
Biological process (GO): chloroplast organization; chloroplast rRNA processing
Cellular component (GO): chloroplast
Source: RefSeq, a predicted model, not a curated record
AGAGGAUGCGGAUCGAAAAAUUCUGUAGUAUCUCCAAGUCCAUGAGAUUCAUGAUAUUGUGACUGACCGUUAAUGGUUCUUCUUCCUCCGUUUUCUCAGAGAAAUUGGGAGAAAAACCAUGUUCCGUAAUCGUAGGCUACAAUCUAAAUCUCAGUAGUUUCAAAUUCAAGCUCCUUGUCUCAAUUGAACAAGGGAAUGGUCAUGGCCAUUGCGUCCAUUUUGAAGCCACCGCCAUCCGUGCCCUUUCACUCCCUAAAGCCAAGCUUCUUCAAAUCUUCACCAGUCAUCUUAUGUUUUCCUACACAUCUAAUGACGUCGUUUCACCCAUCCACUCGUGCCCUAAAGACUGGCCCUGAAGGCAGUAGAAUUCGGAGCCACGAAGAAUGUAGCUCCGAUUUGCUGCGGAAACCGGUUGUUCCGCCGGCGAAGGACUUGGCUGGAUUAUCGGAGGAUGAAGAGAGCAGCGAGGAGAGUGGAGAUGACGAUGACGAGGAAGAGGAUUGGGUUGAUUGGGAGAACAUAAUUUUGGAGGAUACUGUUCCUCUCGUUACCUUUGUGAGGAUGGUUCUUCACUCUGGAAAAUAUGAAAUUGGGGAUAGGUUAAGCCCAGAGCACGAGAAAACAAUUCUCGAAAGGUUGCUUCCAUAUCAUCCCCAUUAUGAGAAGAAGGUUGGAUGUGGGAUUGAUUAUAUCACGAUUAGAUAUCAUCCUGAUUACGAAAGCUCAAGAUGUUUAUUCAUCGUCAGGAAAGAUGGUGAAUUAGUUGAUUUUUCAUAUUGGAAGUGCAUCAAGAGUCUGAUCAGAAAGAAAUAUCCUCUUCAUGCAGAAAGCUUCAUUCUUAGGCAUUUUCGACGUAGACGCAAUCUCCGUUGGUAAUACAUGCAAGGUCUGUUAAGCAUACCAUAGUAUCAUUCAAUUUCAGGAAUUCUUUGAAUAUCAAAGCUUGAAAUUGACCUGCCACGCUUGUUUGGUUCUCGUAUGUAUGACUUGAAAUGCGCGAAUCAAGAUGGAUAUAGGGUGAAUGUAGUAGACUUUUUCUUGAGGAAGGUGCUUGUAAAAUUCAAUUUUGUAAAUCCUAACAGCUACCUCCAUUUAUCCA